CACACUGGUAUCGGUGCUAAUGUGAGUGCUUACCAGAGAUUUAGCCAGCUCGUCGUUUCGCGAAUGAAAGAGGCUCCGUUCAAUUGCGUUGAGGAAUGCCAGGGAGAAGAAUAUGCAGCUGCAGCGACAUAUGCCGGACAACUUCAUGAUUCGUUUUAUGCAUAUGCUCGCGGACUCAAUGCUUCCCUCAAAAAGGACCCUAACAGUUACCGUAACGGAUCGUUUCUUUUUAGCAACAUGGUGAUGUCGUUUGAAGGUGAGCUCAUCUCUUUUUGCUCGCCACUACUCUUCGCCGCCUCGCCUUACAUAAGCAGCUGUCCUGUUGACCCUCUGAAGGCCUAUCUUGCCUUCAUAAUUGGCUCAGCUGUGCUGGUCCUACUCGUAAUAGUCUUUUUGGCCAUUUGCUCUUACUACGUGAUUCGCAUGAAAAGGAGAGAAACCGAACGUUUGAAUCAAAUGUGGCGCAUACCUUUUGUAGCACUCGAAGCAGCAAAGGGAAAAAAAGGAGAGCACAGCCAACGAUCCUUCCAUAGUGGCUCCAGCUCAACGUCUACAAGAAUUUCAGUGGAAAAUAAAGUGGAGACAAGAAAUUUCAUUUUCUAUCUCUAUCAGAAAGAGAGUGUGGCUGCAAUGAAACAUGAAGCAAGGGUACAACUAGAUCCUCAGGACUGCUUGGAGCUGAGGAAGAUGCGGGAAUUCGAGAACGAAAGCCUCAACCGAUUCCUGGGACUAUGCCUCGAUGGACCACAACUGCUUUCUAUAUGGAAAUAUUGCUCUAGAGGAAGUGUAAAUGAUGUGAUCAAUGGAGGAACAGUGUCACUGGAUAACGUCUUCAUAUUCUCACUGCUACGCGAUAUUGCAAACGGAUUGGCCUUUAUUCAUGGGUCGAUGCUACAGUAUCAUGGUUAUUUGACUUCUGAAUGUUGUCUGGUCGAUGACCGCUGGCAAGCCAAAAUUUCCGAUUAUGGUCUGAGAAAGAUUCGAGCAUAUGACAAACGUCCUCCCGAAGGUAAGUCCUGGAAAUAUGCUAAUAACUUAUUAUGGACUGCACCAGAAGUAUUGCGAAUGGAAUGCGAUGGAUCUCGCGAAGCUGACAUUUAUAGUUUUGGUAUCAUUUGUGCCCAACUGGUCUCGAGAAGUUCUCCAUGGGAUAUAAAUAAUCGAAAAGAAGAUGCAACAGAGAUUCUCUAUUUGGUGAAAAAAGGAGGGCAUGCACAUCCGCGUCCUCCUCUGAACGUCAACACUGACCUCGAAAUUGAGCCUGCUUUGCUUCAUCUUAUCCGUGAUUGUUGGGCUGAGCGGCCAUCGGAAAGACCAUCAGUGGAUGUGCUGAAGUCGAACCUCAAGUCUAUGGACCCAAACAGGCAAGUGGCAGAAAAGCUGAAGCUCGGUCAGUCUGUCGAACCGGAAACUUUUGAUAGCGUGACCGUAUUUUUUUCCGAUGUGGUAUCUUUCACGAAAAUUGCCGCCAAGUGCACUCCGUUGCAGGUCGUCAAUCUGCUAAACGACCUCUACACAAUAUUCGACGGAAUAAUUGAUGCCCAUGACGUCUAUAAGGUAGAAACAAUAGGUGAUGGGUACCUCUGCGUGAGUGGAUUACCUCACAGGAACGGGAAGCAACACAUAAAUGAAAUAUGUAGCAUGUCACUCGACUUUAUGGACAGUCUCAGGAACUUCAAAAUACCUCAUCUUUCUCAUGAUGGCGUCAAUCUAAGGAUUGGAGUGCACACAGGUUCUGUGGUGGCUGGCGUGGUGGGGUUGACAAUGCCACGAUACUGCCUGUUCGGUGACACCGUGAAUACAGCAAGCAGAAUGGAAAGCAAUGGAAAACCUGGAAAAAUUCAUCUCUCAUUUGAAGCUCAACUCCUUCUGGCUGAAAUAGGAGGAUUCGAAGUUGAAUCAAGAGGAGAGGUUAUAAUUAAGGGAAAAGGUGUGAUGGAGACCUUCUGGCUUCUUGGAAGAGUCGGAAGUGUUCACCGUACUUCAAUCGAGAAAAUCCCUUUGAAAGAAACAGGUGCAGAAGAACUUCAAAAGACGGCUCCUUCUUCAAGGCGUAACUCGACCGAGCACAGAGGAAUAUACGAGGACUUUAAAAGGAACGAAGAAAUGCGGAUGCUUUAA
Haemonchus placei is the source of this 2121-nucleotide messenger RNA. The record is from the annotation of a GenBank genome assembly. NCBI's taxonomy places the organism in Eukaryota, Metazoa, Nematoda, Chromadorea, Rhabditida, Trichostrongylidae.